AAAUAAGCUCUGAAAAUCGAAUCAUAAUAAACAAAAUUCCAUCAAACUUUAAUCAACAAACAACAACAAAAUAAUCCCAUUCAUCUUUCUCGGUACAAAGACAAACCAUGUCCACAAUUGGCAAGACGCGUUCCGGCUCUACCGAAUUAAGACGUCAAAAAAUCGAUUUCUCUUGUGGCAGCUGUCCCGAUAGAACUACCCAAAGAAGAAAAUCCGAAGCCAACUAUGACUCGGAAUCAACUGAAGUACUCUCAUCCACAGACGAAGAAGAACGCUGGAAAGAUGCUGCCCGUACCGCUGAGAUACCAGCUGAAUAUUGGCAUAUUCAAAAGCUCGUCAAAUACAUUAAGGGUGGCAAUCAAACGGCAACAAUUGUUUCACUAUGCUGCCUCAAGGACUAUGACUUGCAAGUGCAAAUUCAUCAAUUUGCAAUUCAAGAUAUCGGUGGCAUUGAAGUGCUGGUGAAUUUGCUCGAGUGCAACGAUAUGAAGUGUCGGCUGGGGUCCUUGAUGAUACUGGCAGAGAUUUCAUCAAAUAUUGAUAUAAGAAAGACCAUAGUUGAUUUGGGCGGAGUGCCAUUGAUAGUUGACAUAUUGAAUAGUUCGGCAAAGGAUUUGAAAACAAUGGCAGGUGAGACGCUGGCUAAUAUUUCCAAGGUACGAUUGGCUAGGAAGUAUGUUAGACAGAGUGGGGGUAUACCGAAGUUGGUUGAUUUGAUGGAUGUUAAGUUGGCUGUCCUUAAAACACCAAUGGAAGAACUAAGUUUGGAUGAGAAGGAAAGUGUGAAUAUGGCAAGUGCUGGGGCCAAAGCUUUGUGGUCCCUCUCCGACUCGAAGCACAAUAUCGAAGUGAUGAGAAAAACCGGAAUAGUUCCUUUGAUGGCAAGACUUUUGAAAUCUAUUCACAUUGAAGUUGUCAUUCCAAUUAUGGGCACGAUUCAGAAAUGCUCCUCACAGGCUAAGUUCCAACUGGCUAUUACAACCGAAGGAAUGAUUGCUGACAUUGUGGCACAUUUACAUUCCACUAACCUCGACUUAAAGAUGCAAUGUAGCAUUGCCUUAUACCGAUGUGCCAAGGACCCCACAACAAGAGACCUCGUCCGUGAAGCUGGUGGUCUUGAGCCCUUGGUUAUGAUCAUAAAGGACAAAGCGAACCGAGAUAACAAACCUCUUUUGUCAGGAGCUACUGGAGCCAUAUGGAAAUGUGCUGCAACUGAUGCAAAUGUUCACAAACUAGACUCUUUGAGGACUAUUAAUGUCCUUGCUCAGUUGCUGAAUGACGAAUCGGAUGAAGUUUUGACCAAUGUCGUUGGUGGAAUUGCUGAAUGUGUUCGGUUUAAAAGUAACCGAAAUGCCCUUCGAGUUGCUGGUGGUCUUCCAAGUUUGGUGGCACUAUUGAAUUCUUCACAUGCUCCUUUAUUGGAGAAUUUGGCUAAGGCUUUAAAGGAAUGUGCUGAAGAUAGAGAGUGUAUGCAAAUUUUGGAGGAGCUUGAUGCUGUUCGAUUGAUAUGGUCUUUGCUCAAGAAUACUGAUAGUCGAGUUCAGGCUUAUGCUGCUUAUGCUAUAUGUCCUUGUGUUGAAAAUGCUUCGAAUUCUGGAGAAUUAGUACGAAGUUUGGUGGGAGCUAUGGAAUUGGUUGUGGGACUUCUAGGUUCAAAGGAUAUUUUGGUUUUAUCAGCAGUUUGUGCUGCUAUUGCAACAAUUGCAAAGGAUACUACUAAUUUGGCAAUUUUAACUGAUUUGAAAGUUAUUUGUAAGCUUGCUGAAUUAGUCAACACUUCUGAUGACCUUUUGAGGGAAAAUCUAGCAGCAGCUAUUGCAAAUUGUGCUGGUUAUGGAAAUAAUACUCAAGAACUUGGUCGAAUGCGAGCUGUUACGCCAAUUGUUGGUUACAUGAUUAGUAACAAUCCGAAAGUACAUCGAACUUGUGCAAUGGCUUUGGAGAAACUUUCUGCUGAUCCAAGAAAUUGUAUUACAAUGCAUCAGAGUGGAGUUGUACCAUUUUUGUUGGAAACACUUUCUUCAACUGAUACUGAUUUACAACUUGCAUCGGCUGGAUGUCUUCGAAAUAUUCGUGAACUGGCAUUAAGGGCAGAGGAAUGUAAACUGAAAAUUCAAGAUUAAUUGAUGGGAUAGCUUUUGAAUAUACCAUAAAUGCAAUUUAUAAUAAUUUAUAUUUAUUUGUAUUGAACUUAAUCUUAAUAAAACAAAAAAUGAAUAUUGAA
Messenger RNA from Episyrphus balteatus (marmalade hoverfly), 2224 nucleotides. It is a transcript of the gene gudu, whose product is annotated as armadillo repeat-containing protein gudu. Bases 108 to 2123 code for a protein of 671 amino acids. Gene Ontology annotation, molecular function: protein binding. Lineage: Eukaryota; Metazoa; Arthropoda; Insecta; Diptera; Syrphidae. The transcript is spliced from 6 exons. The record is from RefSeq and is a predicted model, not a curated record.